AUGGCUGAAAAACCGUGCAUCGUGACGUCAGACUCUUACAAUGAGAUCCUCCCAGCCCUAAUCGAAACUGAACGUCAAGUAAAGGAACUAAAAGAAGAGGUCAAUCAACUCCGCCUCAAACUAGAACAGGAAAGAGAAGAAUUCAGAAAAGUGAAACUCGAUCUUGAGCGUGAAGAAGAUACCGCUCGGCUUUACCAGCAGAGAAAUAAAGCCCUGGAACAAGAGCUCGAGCAACUGAAAAUAGAGAACCGCAAGUUCAAGAAAAAUGAGAUAUUUGUGGAAGCAAGGAGACAAGCAGACCUGGAAUAUAAGGUACAAGUUGAAGGUCUCAAGCAACAGCUGGAGCAGGAGCGGGCAGAAAACGACAGGUGGCGUAAUAAUAGUGCUUACGUCGCUGUCUUAAUUGAUGGCGAUUGUACAGACUACUACACGAGGACUAGCAUCUUUGACGGCGAGAGUGGCGGCAAGGAGAUGGCUUCAAAGCUGUUGAACCUCAUUCGUUCGCAACACUACCUAAAGCAGUUUGACGUUGUUGCUACAAUCUACGCCAACCUUACUGAUCUCUGCCGUCUCAAGCCAAAGGCUGAGUUUAGCAAGGACUACGGAACUUCUAAACUCCAGUUUCGAGAGUUUGCUCAGGGCUUUACUGGGGCAAAGGCUACAUUCGACUUUGUUGAUGUCGGGCCCGGUAAGGAACGGGCAGAUAGCAAGAUUCGAGAGAUGGCCCGUUGGCACCUCCGCAACCCCAACUGCAAACACGUUUACCUGGGCAUCUGCCACGACUCCGGUUAUGCUUCUUUCUUGGGACUCUUCAAACAGGAUGACACCUGGCGCGAGCGCGUCACACUAUUAUCCUCAGGCUUCGUUCACAGUGCCAUCGAAGCCACCGGCCUCGACCGCAUUGAUCUCCAGCUUCCAGACAGGCUGCCCUCCUCAGAAUUGACCACCAUAACCACUCUACAUCGGAGUUCAAGCCACCCUUUGCUGGAUUCCCUUUCCUGA
Thermochaetoides thermophila DSM 1495 is the source of this 1002-nucleotide messenger RNA. RefSeq lists its product as uncharacterized. The transcript is spliced from 4 exons. NCBI's taxonomy places the organism in Eukaryota, Fungi, Ascomycota, Sordariomycetes, Sordariales, Chaetomiaceae. The record is from RefSeq and is a predicted model, not a curated record. Bases 1 to 1002 code for a protein of 333 amino acids.